AUGUCACCAAUAACACGUAGCCGAACUAGUCUUCUCCGUACUUGCAAUCCCGAUUUUCCAACCCACUUUGACUUGGAAGCGGCAUAUGUCCAGUCUGUUCCUCGCAUUCAACAAGACGCCAAACAAUAUCUCGAAAUAAUUCUCGACACAUACGAAGUUCGUGAAUUGUACAAUCCAAUUUCUGAAGAAUAUUGGAUUGUUAACAAUUCCGAAGCGUUAAAUCUGGUAGUUUAUUAUAAAAUGAAAAAAUGUUUGUUUAUUAAAUAUAAACAACGUUUUAUCAAUGCCGGUCUUGAAUUGGAAUUUAUGAAACACGGUGGUAGUGGAAUUGGUUGCAAUAAGAUCGGCUGUAGAAACAUUAAUUGUGACGCUGCUAAAUUUGAUUCUGACGAUGAUGAUAACGUUAUUUGUCCAAAUUCUUUAAUGUAUUUUGAUAGUGAUUCUUCGACACCUUAUUUAAGCCGAGGAAUCUCCAUGAGUCGUACCUCAUCAGCUUUAUCAAUGAUUUUUCCUCAUUUCAUUCCUUUUAAAACCGAGGAUUCUACAAGCACUAUUUUGGGUGACUAUGUUAACGUAUCUUUUAAAACCGAUGAUACCGAUAAUAUUGUUACUGAAAUUCAAUCUACCGAGAUUCAUAUCAGUCCACACCUUCAUCAUUCAGAUAGAGCUUUUAAUUGGGUUAAGAAUUUUAUGAAUUCACUUGGACGAGAAAAAAAACUUUCAUAUGUGUUUAUUUGGUUAUUAUUUUUAUUUAUUUUGGGUUACAUUUUUGGUGGGUAUAAUGAACAUAUCGAUGAAAAUUUUGGUACUGGUGUUACUAAAAAAAUAGAUGGUACUGUGAGAGCUCAAGUUCAAGAAUUUGUUGAAAAAGAAAUGUUUAAGAUUUCAGAUACCAAAGAAAAAAAUGACGAUGAUGAUUCCGAUGAUUUGGUUGGUUUGGUUAGGAAACAAUUGAAUGAGGUUAUUCACGAGCAACUCGAAAAAAUGAUGGAUGGUACAAGCGCUGACUAUGCACUUUACACAGGUGGUGCGCGCGUAAUUCCUCACUUAACAACACGUGAUUACGAAGCGUGGCCUACUAAAUCUUAUCAAAUACUGUGGGGACUUCUCACUCGCAAAAAUGUUAUAAAAAGUAACAAGGCUUCAAUUGUAAUAACACCAAGUGUUAACGUUGGUGAAUGUUGGUGUUUUAAUGGAACUGAAGGUCAAAUAGCUAUUCGCCUUUCUCGGAGUAUUGUAGUAACGCAUAUAACCUAUCACCAUAUUGGCCGACAAGUUUCUAUUGAUCCAAUCUCCUCUGCUCCAAAAGAUUUUGAAUUAUGGGUCGUUGAAAACGCGGAUGUGAAUAAAAAAAAGGAAAGAAAAAAUGAUGUUGAAUAUACUGAAGAUUUUGUUCACUUUUUAGGCGAAUAUCAAUAUGAUAUUUCUGGAAGAUCGGCUCAAACUUUUAACGUACCUGAAUCGAUUGCCAUUAAUAAUAAGAGAGUCAGAUCAAUUAUGAUGAAAGUGAAAAGCAAUCAUGAAAAUCCUAAAUUUACUUGUCUUUAUAGACUUCAAGUUCAUGGUAUUAAUCCUCUAUAA
Messenger RNA from Racocetra fulgida, 1581 nucleotides. Lineage: Eukaryota; Fungi; Glomeromycota; Glomeromycetes; Diversisporales; Gigasporaceae. The record is from the annotation of a GenBank genome assembly.